Molecule: messenger RNA, 3221 nt
Organism: Panicum virgatum (switchgrass)
Lineage: Eukaryota; Viridiplantae; Streptophyta; Magnoliopsida; Poales; Poaceae
Exons: 3
Coding region: 227-2482 (751 amino acids)
Source: RefSeq, a predicted model, not a curated record
GUUACGACUCCUGAGAGGCCCAUAUCCAGUGCUGAAGAACUUGAAGCUGCUGUAUAGUGUCAACCAACAAGACACCGAAAUUGGCCGUGGCAUCCACCGAGAUCGCUCGGCUGUGUUCAUCCCGCCGGGUAAUCCAUGGCUCCGCGCUAGGGUUUAGGGCUUCCUCGCCCAAUUCCAUCCGCCUCUCGGAGCUGCACCCUUGCGGAGGCAGGAUCGAUCGGUUUGGAUGGAGGACGGGGACGCCGAGGCGGCCCAGAGGGACGCGAUCACCGCGAGGAUGCGGGGCCAGGACUACGCCGGCGCGAGGGAGCUGCUGCUGCAGACGCUGCAGACCAACCCCAGGCUGGAGGGCGCCCUGGAGAUGCUCCCCGUGCUCGAGGUCCUCUGCGCCGCGGCCAAGGCGCUUGCCGGCCCCGGCCGUGGCGUGGACUGGUACAGGGUCCUCCAGGUGCUGCCCGGGGACGAUGCUACCAGGAUCCAGGCGCGGUACAGGAGCAUUGUGGCUCAGCUGGAGCCGAUCGGGAGCGAUCUGCCCGGCGCUGAAUUGGCUCUCCGGCUUGUCAGGGAGGCGUAUGCGGUGCUGUCUGAUCCGGAGAAGAGAGAGGGGUUCGAUUCCAGGGACAUUUUUGCUCGGUUUGUUCGUUCUGGUGUUGUUGCCGCACCAACUCCUGAUAGUGCAAUGGUCCAUUCUGACAAGCUCAACAGGCUUCACACAAGGGAUAUUAUGACAGCAGAUUUUACAAGCAAUGCAGUCUCACUCUCACAUGUUCAGCACACCGACAAAUCAUGUUUUGACGAGAGGAACUCACAUCUUCCAAAUGUGGCUAGUUCUUCUAGAACUAAGAGGAUGGAUCCUUGCUUUCUAGGUGAUGAUGGUGACUUGCAGCCACCUGAUGACAACCAUGUUGACAAGAAGCAAAAGAGUGUCUGUGAAGAGGACCUUUAUUAUGUGUCCCCCUCACAGGAAGAUUUGGAUGCCUUCUCUUAUGUUCCGUCAGAUGCCAAAGAAGAUGAACACUGCUCUAGCAAACAGUAUGAUUAUCAUAACUUUGAGGAAGAUAGGGCGAUAGAGAACUUUGCUACUGGCCAGGUUUGGGCAGCAUAUGACUGGGAGAGGUUUCCUCGCAGAUAUGCACUGAUAACUAAAGUAUUAAUGGAUAAAAUGCAGUUAUAUGUCUCAUGGUUCAACCCCUGUCUGCAAUCUGAUGAAGAGAGGAAAUGGUCGUGUGCAGGCUUGCCAUUGGUUUGUGGAACUUUUGCUGUGGAAGAAUGCCAUAUCUCAUUAGCUUGCCCAACUAUUUUCUGCCAUCAGAUAUCCAGUGAUAGCCUGAAUCAACGUCUUGAAGUAUAUCCCCAGGAAGGUGAGGUAUGGGCCAUAUACAGUGACUGGGAUAUUGGGUGGUGCACUGAUCCUGAGAUGUGGAAGAAGAGUGCCUUCUCUAUUGUUGAAAUUCUUACUGGUUAUUCAAAAGAGUCAGGUUGCACCGUUGCACACUUGGUAAAGGUAGAUGGACAUGGAAGUGUUUUCCAGAGGCAUUUGAAGAGUGGAACAGAGCACUUGUUACAAAUACGCAGUGACAAUCUACUCAUGUUUUCUCACAGGAUCCCGUCUUUCAGAUUUACUCCUGAGGCUGAACCUAUGUUUGAGCUUGAACAUUCUGCAGUUCCACAAACACUGCGCCAAGAACAUGCAUUGCCAUGUAUUUCUACUUUGUCUUUUUCAGGUUUACAUGAUGACACGAACAGCUUUCCUGAAACUGCUGUUGCACAAUUCUCAAAUCCUUCAACAAGCAAAAUGGAUUCAGGUGCCCCGUUGCAAGCCACGGUGAGCUGCAAUAACAAGUUGUCCCCCAAUGAUUUCCUGGAGGGCCAGAUAUGGGCUGUAUUUGAUUCUCGGGACCGGAUGCCUAGGUCUUAUGUCAGAAUAAUCCGUGUGGUUUCAUGUACUUCAGUUUUUGUGUUGAAAUUGGAACCUCACCCUAUGCUUAAUGAAGAGAUACGGUGGGUUGAAGAUGGUCUACCGGUUGCUUCUGGGGUAUUUCGUGCUGGUACUGAAACUACUUACAAGGACAUCUGGGAAUUCUCUCACCCUGUAGAGUGUGAUUGGAGCGCAAAGAGGUCUUUCUACCGAAUUUUCCCAAAGAAAGGGGAAAUAUGGGCCAUGUACAAAAACUGGAAGGUCACCUCGAAUAGCAAUGAUAUUGAUAGCUGUGAAAUUCGCAUGGUUGAGAUCCUCUCAGACUACUCUGAUGAAAAUGGAGUCAAUGUGGGCAGCUUGGUUAGGGUAAAAGGUUGCUUGACCUUUUUUCAUAGGUUAGUAAUGGAAGAUUUCCAUUUGACAAGAUGGAUUCCAAGGUCUGAAAUGCUCAGGUUGUCGCAUCGUGUUCCUGCUUUCAUUGUUGUUGGAAUCAAAGGUCAUGAUAUACCAAAAGGGUCCUGGCAUCUGGAACCAAGUGCCCUUCCUACAAGGAUCAUACAUUAACACAUGUAUAGUAGCAAUGUAGCCAAUAACCUUUCUCUAUUGCUCCAUUUUAAAUAGUUUUACUUAGUGAUCUUGCCCUCAUUGUUUUAUUUGUGAAGAGAACUAUUUGAUCAACGCUUCCUAAUUAUAAUGCCUUAUCAAUUGCAGAUGAGGACUGGCAGGUGUUAAAAUUUAGGAAAAUGAGUUUUUUUAACCAUGAAAAAUAAGAUGAUACAUUGCAAAAUGAGAAAAUAAUGUAACUGAAAUCAGGGUUUACCAUAGCAUCAUUUUAGCGUUGCUAUCAAGUAUCAACUGCCCAGUUACACUGCCACAGGCUCUCCAGUUGGGUUAUCUGUUGAUCGGCCCUUCUGUUCUUUUAGUUGCUUCUUGAUGAGCAUUGUGUGCAAUCGUCAUCUACUUUGACCCUAAUUGUUAUUUGGUGUAAUGGAAGCAUGAAGACGUAGAAACAAGAGAAUGAUGUCUUCUAUAGUCACCCUCUAAAGCUGUUUGAAGGUCCACAUCAGCACAAUAUCAAUCAAGUACUACUGAGUACUGACUUUGUGAAUACACUAAAGAUUCCUUUUUCUUGUUAUUUGGAUCUCCUGUAAGGCUUGUUAGUUGUUAGGUACUUAAUUUCUGUCUUUACUUUGAGCUAAACCUAUAUAUACAUUCAUAUGUCAACACUGUGAUAUUUACUGUUCCAACACAACAGUUGGAUUUUGAUAAAUAUCUCCAGCGAGGGUCACUGAAUUUGGUCCAA